This is a messenger RNA of Cooperia oncophora, 432 nucleotides long. Lineage: Eukaryota; Metazoa; Nematoda; Chromadorea; Rhabditida; Trichostrongylidae. The record is from the annotation of a GenBank genome assembly.
AUGGAGUCGCAAAAUGAUCCUACUAACGACCCUGUUGUGCUGUGGUUGAACGGUGGACCCGGAUGCAGUUCGAUUGGAGGUCUUCUGGAAGAACUUGGACCUUUCCGCAAUAAUAACGACAAUGGCACUACGCUGUUUGAGAACGUGUACUCUUGGAAUAAAAUGGCAAAUGUACUCUUCCUCGAAGCACCCAUUGGUGUAGGGUUUUCCUACAGUGACAACGGAACGCAUCGCUUGAACGACGAUAUGACGGCUGACAACAAUGCUCAGGCAAUCAAGUACUUUUUCGAAGUGGUCUUCCCUGAGUACAAGCAUAAUGAUUUCUUUGUUACUGGUGAGAGUUAUGCUGGCGUUUAUGGGCCAACACUAUCAGUUCGUCUAGUACAAAUGAUUGACGCUGGACUGUUGGAUCUCAAUUUCAAGGUACUUUGA